Equus caballus (horse) is the source of this 1282-nucleotide messenger RNA. The record is from RefSeq and is a predicted model, not a curated record. NCBI's taxonomy places the organism in Eukaryota, Metazoa, Chordata, Mammalia, Perissodactyla, Equidae.
UACUACUUAAUCCUUGAAAAUCCACUCUGGUAUUUUACAAAGAUGGCAAAUUCAAACUUCUGCUGUGUGUGACAUGGCAUUAACUGUAUAAAGACACUGCCUGUCUGCUACGUUAAUGUUUACUGAUGUGUUAGUGUAAUAACGACCCAUUGGCUUCUGCUGUCUAUGAGGUAUUUUCUAUCAAUAGGGACAGAAAUUAAUGACAGAGUCUCUCUAAGCUGCAUGAUGUCAGAGCUGGGGAAGGUGUAAAGGGUACAUAAGAGCUGGAUUACUAGUUAACAAAUGAGGGGGUAAACUCUCCAGCGGAUGCAAGCUUAAGAUUGUCCGUGAAGCUUUCUUGCUCUCAAAGACGUUUUCUGAUAUUGCUGACACUGAAACAUUAAAAGGUAAAGAAAUUCCUGUUUAUGGGAAAGCAUUAUUUAUUUAGGGAAGAACAGACUUGGGAUUAAAUAUAUGGCUUAUUUCAAAGCAAAGUGAAAGCCAUGAUGGACUAUAAUAUCAAUUUUCCAUCUUGUUUAGAGAAGGAAAUUUGGAAAGUAGAAAUUUUGAAAAUAUUUAAGAAUUGUUUGAGCAGUAUUAAGGGACUAUAUCAAUAAAAUUAUGAUCCUUGGGGACUAUGCUUUAAAAAAGACUUUUUAAAAGGAGGCUCUAGUUUAAAAUUCCAUCAAUCAGUGCCAUAAGAAAUUUCUUGAUUUCAGUGCUGAAUUGUGCUUUUUGGAAAAUUUGAGAAGCAAUGUGCAUCCUGAAGCUGCCAGUAGUUCUCACUGUGCUCUCUGUCACGUUAAACCAUCUGAAAGCUACACCCAUUGAAAGUCAUCAGAUGGAAAAACGGAAAUGUGACACUGCCACGUGUGUGACUCAGCGCCUGGCAAAUUUUUUAGUUCAUUCUAGCAACAAUCUUGGUGCCAUUCUCUCACCUACCAGUGUGGGAUCCAACACAUAUGGCAAGAGGAAUACAGUCGAGAUUUUCAACAGAGAACCACUGAAUUACUUACCCCUGUAGAGGUCAGUGUACCUCUACAGUUCUUAUCGUUCUACGUAUAAAUACUCGAGAUUUCCUGUAUAAUUUAACAGUGACUUUUUCAUUGCUAGUGUGAACGUAUGAGUCUGUGUAUCUCACGUUUGUUUCCCGCACAUAUAAACUGUGGCCUUAAGAAUUGUUUUACAUUUAAUAUUAAUCAAGAUCCCAUAAUAAAAAGGCAAUGACUUUCAAAAUGAAAUGUUCUUGCUAUAGAUUUUUAUUUUUUAACAUUUUUAAAGUCAUUUCUUUUGUCUGUGUCUC